Molecule: messenger RNA, 2880 nt
Organism: Hirsutella rhossiliensis
Lineage: Eukaryota; Fungi; Ascomycota; Sordariomycetes; Hypocreales; Ophiocordycipitaceae
Product: ankyrin repeats (3 copies) domain-containing protein
Exons: 13
Coding region: 1-2880 (959 amino acids)
Cellular component (GO): cytoplasm; nucleus
Molecular function (GO): protein binding
Source: RefSeq, a predicted model, not a curated record
AUGACGGCAAGCAGCGGAGACAAGGCCGGAUUGCCCCGGAACACGGAACCCCGAAAAUUCGGUCUGAACCAAGUAUACCCCGACCAGAGCGAUGGCUCGAUCAAAACAGACUUGGACAUCAUCGCCAUUCACGGCUUGGACACUCAAUCGCCGGGAACUUGGGUGGCAUGGAAGGACGACGGUGACCCAACUUCGGGCCAUGUCCACUGGCUGCAAGACCAGAACAUGUUGCCAUCUGUCAUCCCCAAUGCUCGCAUCUUCACGUACGACUGGAACGCCAACUUCGACGAUAACCCCGCGACCGACCUUCUAUUAGGUCAUGCCGAUGCACUACUAGAUAGGUUGCAUAUCUGCAGAUUCAAGGACAGCGGUAAUCGCCCGCCAUAUUCAUCGCAUCCUGCUUUGGUGGUCUGUUGCUGGUCAAGGCACUUCACCGGGCGCGGGAGUCACGAGUCCUUUUUUACUGCCACCCAGCUACGGGUCGUCGUUGCGAUACAUAUGCGCGGUGAUUCAUCCUCCGAGUUGGUCAAGUAUCUGGGAAAUGACGCCGGGGGACGAGGAGAACUCGACGAAAUUGUCCAGCGGUUCUGCGAGAUGGUCGAGGACAAAGAGUUCAAAUUUCCCAUGGUCUGUUUUUACGAAACCCAGCCGACAGACUUUACCACAGUCAUAAGGAAACUACCGCCCGAGUUCAUCAAAUGCUUAGGCAGUGAUAACAAGGGAAUUCUUGUCGAGCGGCACUCGGCUUGCCUUCAAGGCCCACGUCGGAUUGGGUUGGACGUUAGACACGCAAUGCUGAGCAAGUACGCGGGACCGGAGGAUGAUGCCUUCAAGAGAGUGUCCACCCGUUUGUUGGGGAUCUUGGAGUCCUUACCACGUCUACAAGCGAGCCUUGACCAUAUAACUGGGAAGACCCAGAAAGACUGGGCCCGGUGGGACAAGGAAGUAGCGAUUCUGAAGCGCCUUCACACAUCACCAUUUCGAGAGCGAAAAGACCGGAACGAUGCCCGUGUCCCAGGGACAUGUAACUGGACCGUGUGUUACUUCUUCUUCAAAGACGACUUUGAGGACCAGCGAAGUAUAGUCAGCGCCCUCAGCUGCAUACUGCACCAACUUUUCCACCAGAAACACGAGCUGCUAUCCGAUGCGAUCCUGAAACAGCUCGAAGUCGCGGGUGAAAGGCUAACCAGCUCAUUUGGUGACCUUUGGGAUGCCCUUCUCAACGCUGCGGAAGAUCCGAACGCUGGCGAAAUCGUUUGUCUGUUCGACGCAAUCGAUGAGUGCGAAGCGAAAGGAAGAUCUCAGCUCUACAGAGCAUUUCGACCCUAUGGUGAGAUUCGCCGUGGAUUUCAACCCUUGAUGAUCCAAGGAUUGCCGGUGAUUCAUUUAAGCGGUGAAAGCGAUGAAGAGGCGGCAAAGAUUUCCCAAGAGAUCGACAUCUUCAUCAGAUCCAAACUCACAAGUGUUCCUAACAGGACAUAUCUAUGGGUAUACCUUAUCUUGGACUUGAUCGAGAAGGACGGCGAUAUCGACAAAAAUAGAAUAAUCGAUGCCACUACUCAUCUCCCUCAAAAUGUGGACGAGGCAUACGACAGGAUCCUCUCCAAGACAGCUCGGCCACUAGCCGUGGCUGAGAUGAACCUGGCGAUAACUUUGCAAGAAAAUCAUCGGUCUUAUGACGACUUUGAUCUCAAAAGCGAAGCCCGUUUCCGCGAGAUCUUACGAGACACCUGCGGGCUCUUUAUAACAAUCGUGGACUCAAAGAUCUACUUGCUCCACCACAGCGCAAAGGAAUUCUUGGUUCUGGAUGACACGAUGAAUUCUCAUAUCCAGACAAGACUUAAUUGGAAACACGCACUUCGGCCGCGGACAUCUCAUCGCAUCCUUGCCAACAUCUGCAUCUGGCAUCUCCUCUUCGCAGAAUUUAAGAUGCAUCCUCUUUCUGGGGACGUAAAACUGGCCCAGUAUGUCAGGGAUCAUAUUUUCCUUGACUACUCCGCCAAGCAUUGGGCCGCUCACCUCCGAAAGGUGCAGAAAUCGAUGCGAGACGACGACGCGAUGACACAAUCGAUACUGAGAAUCUCGAGGUUCGGCCACGAGGAUAUAGCGAGGCUGCUCAUCGACGCGGGUGCCGACAAGGAGGCCAAGGAAGUAAGAAAAUUGACGAUUCUACAGCGAAGGCAUGAGGUUAUGUUUCGGCAAACCGCCCGCGCGAAUGACCGCAAGGGCCUCAAGGACACAAUCGGGCUAACGCCGCUGCAGUGGGCGGCCCGGAAUGGCCAGGAGGCCGCGGUGAGGCUACUCAUCGACGCGGGUGCCAAUAGGGAGGCCAAGGGCGGGUACAAUUGGAUAAAGAAUCUUAGGCGGACGCCACUACACUGGGCUUCCCGGCGAGGCCAUGAGGCUAUAACGAGGUUGCUCCUCGACGCGGGCGCCGACAAGGAGGCCAAGGACGCAAACGGGUUAACGCCGCUGCAGGUGGCAACCCGAAAAGGCCACAGGGCCACGGCUCAGCUGCUCGUCGAAGCGGGCACCGAUAAGGAGGCUAAGGACGUAAAAGGGUGGACGCCGCUGCUAUGGGCGGCCCGUGAAGGCCAUAGGGCUAUAGUUCAGCUACUCAUCGACGCGGGUGCCGACAAGGAGGCCAAGGACGCAGACGGGCAGACGCCACUGCACUGGGCUUCCAGGCGAGACCAUGAGGCUAUAGCGAGGCUACUCAUCGACGCGGGUGCCGACAAGGAGGCCAAGGACGCAAAGGGGUUAAAGCCGCUGCAUUGGGCGGCCCAGAGUGUCCUGGACCUGAGGGACGCAAGCGAGGUAAAGUUUUUUCACGUGGCAGCCCCAAAAGGAAACGGAGCCGUGGCCAAGCUGCUCGCCUAG